Messenger RNA from Trichoderma citrinoviride, 1503 nucleotides. RefSeq names its product glycoside hydrolase family 132 protein. The coding region runs from base 1 to 1503 and encodes 500 amino acids. The record is from RefSeq and is a predicted model, not a curated record. NCBI's taxonomy places the organism in Eukaryota, Fungi, Ascomycota, Sordariomycetes, Hypocreales, Hypocreaceae. The transcript has 3 exons.
AUGAAGGUUACAGACGUCCAGGCCGCCCUCGCGUCGGCGGUUGUGCUUCUCUCUCUGCCCGCCGGCUCAGUCGCCUCGUCGCACAAGAGGUUUCACCAGCUUCCCAACAAGAAGCACACUCACCUGCGCUCACACACUGUCGAGAGCUCCAACUCCAUUGUCAAGCGAGGAACAUGCGCGUUCCCGACGGACGAUCCCAACCUGGUUGCUGUCACGCCCGAUGCUGAGAAUGCGGGUUGGGCUAUGAGCCCUGAUCAGCCUUGCAAGCCGGGCCACUACUGCCCGAUUGCCUGCAAGCCCGGUAUGGUGAUGGCGCAAUGGAGUCCCGACUCUUCAUACUCUUACCCGUCUUCCAUGGACGGAGGAUUGUACUGCGAUGAGGACGGCGAGGUCCACAAGCCAUUUCCUAACAAGCCCUACUGUGUUGAAGGCACCGGCGCUGUCGUAGCUGUCAACAACUGUGGUGACCCAAUGUCGUGGUGCCAGACAGUGCUGCCUGGUAACGAGGCAAUGCUCAUCCCGACUCUUGUCACAGACCAGGCCACGAUUGCUGUACCGGACACCAGCUACUGGUGUGAAACAGCAGCUCACUACUACAUCAACCCUCCUGGAAGCUCCGUCGCCGAUUGUGUUUGGGGUGUCUCAACUAAGCCCGUCGGCAACUGGGCCCCCUAUGUUGCCGGCGCCAACACCGAUGGCAACGGCAACACAUUCGUCAAGCUGGGCUGGAACCCCAUCUGGGAGGAUUCCGCUCUGAAGAGCACCCUUCCCACAUUUGGUGUCAAAAUCGAGUGCCCCGACGGUGGCUGCAACGGCUUGCCCUGCGAGAUCUCGCCCAACUCUAGCGGGAGCGUCGAUAGCAACGAGUCGUCGGUUGGCGCUGGCAAUGCUGCCUUCUGCGUUGUCACGGUUCCCAAGGGCGGUGUUGCCAACAUUGUCGCGUACAACGUGGAUGGCAGCUCUGGCUCUGGCAGCUCUGACUCCGACUCCGACUCCGGAUCUUCCUCGUCAGCCCUGCCCAGCUCCACUGCCCACGGACUCAAGGCCGGUGGCUUUGCUGCCCAGGUCGAGAAGGCUACUUCGACCACGACCACGGCCGCGCCAUCAUCUACCGUGGUGUCCACUACUGCCGCUGCUUCUACGACGGAAGUCACGUCGACCACUGUUGCUGCUUCAACCACUACCUCCGCUGAGUCAACAACCGCCGAGACAACCGAGGCUUCGACAGCGGCCACUACCAAGACUGCCCACUCCACCACCAGCGGCAAGGCUUCAUCAACGGCUCUGAACCGCGCUCACCCGUCCGUGAACCCCGGCAUGUUCCAUGAGAACGGCACGACGCCUCACCAGACCACCGCAGCCCCCUCGGGGCCCACUGCCACCCAGGCCGAUUCUGCCCCCGUCACCACGACUACGAAGAAGGGUGAGGCUGGUCGCCAACAAGGCAGCACCGCCUUUGCCGGCCUUAUUGUUGCCUUUGUUGCUGCAGCUUGUUUCCUUUGA